AUGCUUGCUGUGUCCAUCUCGCCAUCACCGCCGCUAAAGAAGGUUCAUUUCGACGUCGACAUCGAAGCCGAGCUCUUCCAGCCGACGCAUACCGUAUGCACGCCCAAGCUGCGCACGAACGGGCUCAAGUACCGCGCGCCAGGCGCCCGCAUGGACGUGAGCGAGACGCUGGCGCCGCCGAGCAGCGUGGCGAAGCCCAACUACGACGACUCGCUGCGGCGCGUCGCGGUCGUCUUGUACCAGCACAUUCGCCGCUGCGAGAAGCGCUUGCGCGAGACCGCGCCGCUGCUCAUGUCGACCAUCCAGAGCGCAACGAUCGCCGAGACACCGGUUGCCGAGGCCAGCCAGCACCACGCGUUGCGCACCGAGUCGUUUGAUGCGUCGACGGUCCACCCGACGAGCGGGCACCUCCCGGGCCUGCACCUCUCGCUCGACAAGGUGUUUGACGAAGAGCACUUUGUGUCGCCGACGUACAAGUAUACCUUUGUCCGGCUCCCGACGCUGCACCCGCUCUCGUACUACCGCAUGGACAAGGUCAACUGCAAGACGCACAUUCCAAGCGUCGAAGAGAUCUUCCGCUUCUGCAAGAACCUCUUCAACCGCGCGCAGCUCAGCGCCGAGUGCACGAUCGUGUGCCUCAUUUACAUUGAGCGGCUCAUGGAGCGCGCCAACAUCCCGCUGCUCGGGUCGAGCUGGAAGCCGAUCGUGCUCUGCGGCCUUUUGCUCGCAUCCAAAGUGUGGCAAGAUCUCUCGUCGUGGAACGUCGAGAUCUCCAACAUUUACCCGCAGUUCCCGCUGCACUGCAUCAACCGCCUCGAGCGCCUCUUCCUGCACUACAUCCAGUGGGACCUCUACAUCUCGGGCUCGGUCUACGCCAAGUACUACUUUGCGCUUCGGAGCUUGACGGAAAAAAAGACUUUCGACGCCGAACGGUCGGCCGCCGUCAAGAACGAGCUCUAUUCCCGUAGCUUGUAA
Saprolegnia parasitica CBS 223.65 is the source of this 975-nucleotide messenger RNA. RefSeq lists its product as hypothetical. Gene Ontology annotation, cellular component: plasma membrane. The record is from RefSeq and is a predicted model, not a curated record. Gene Ontology annotation, molecular function: protein kinase binding. NCBI's taxonomy places the organism in Eukaryota, Oomycota, Saprolegniomycetes, Saprolegniales, Saprolegniaceae. The coding region runs from base 1 to 975 and encodes 324 amino acids. Gene Ontology annotation, biological process: regulation of cyclin-dependent protein serine/threonine kinase activity. The transcript is spliced from 3 exons.